AUGAUUUAUAAAUUUGUAACGAGAUGUUUGGGAGACGUGAAAACGAUGUCGAAACUCGCGAAAAAUAUAAAAAAAAUGGCGUACAACGUAAAAAAUGAAAGGUAUUUCUCGGUGGAAUCAAAAGAAAGAUCCGUGAAGCUGUUGGUCAUUGGUGGUGGUACCGGAGGCUGCAGCAUUUCAGCAAAAUUAACUUCGAAAUUGGGUAAAAAUAAUGUGGUCAUCGUCGAACCCUCGGACGUACAUUAUUAUCAGCCGAUGUUUACUUUGAUCGGUGGAGGAAUAAAAAAAUUAGAAGAUUCUAGAAAAUCGAUGGGAAGCGUUUUACCCAAAAAUGCCGAAUGGAUAAAAGAUUCGGUGCAAAGAAUCGAACCGCAGGGAAAUUUUGUAACAACUCAAAAUGGCAUGAAAAUAAAUUAUGAAUUCCUUGUCGUUGCUGCCGGUUUGAAAACGGAUUACACAAAAAUACCCCGGUUUAUACGAUGCAUUAAACACGCCCGGAAGUGGAGUUUGUUCGAAUUAUUCGCCGGAUUACGUUGGGAAAACAAUGGUAAACGUGGUAAAGCUCGUCUCAUGUAUCAUACGUCUCUUAGUAAACUUUUCGGUGUUGAAAAAUAUUCUGACUCACUGUGGAAAAUUUGUAAAACUCGCGGUAUCGAAGUUACGUUAAAUUCAAAUCUUAUCGGUAUCGAACCCGACAGGAAAAUUGCGUAUUUUGAAAAUUUGGAUAGUUCAACGUAUACCGAAACGCCUGUACCGUAUUCGGUUUUACACGUGACUCCGCCGAUGGGACCCCCGCAAUUUUUACGUUGCAGUCCCAUGAUAUGCGACACUGCCGGAUUUUUAGACGUGGAUUCAAAUACGUUACGUCAUAAAUUUUUCCGUAAUAUUUUUGGAAUCGGUGAUUGUGCCAAUUUGCCAACGUCUAAAACUGCUGCCGCCAUCGCGAGUCAAUGUGGAGUUUUAUACGAUAAUUUAUUAUUGGCCAUGUCCGAUCCCGAUCAAGCUCCGACAUCUUUUUAUAACGGUUACACGUCUUGUCCUCUCAUAACCGGAUAUAACAAAUGCAUUUUGGCGGAAUUCGAUUAUAGUAUGCAACCGUUGGAAACGUUUCCGAUCGAUCAAUCGAAAGAAAGUUUUUUAAUGUUUUUCCUUAAGAAAAAUAUCAUGCCUUUACUAUAUUGGCAUCUCAUGCUGCGGGGUUAUUGGAACGGACCGGAAACAAUGAGACGAGUUUUUCACAUGGAUUUUAAAGAAAAAAAGUCCGUAAACGCUCAGGUGUCCAGUUAA
This is a messenger RNA of Pediculus humanus corporis (human body louse), 1287 nucleotides long. Its product is annotated as sulfide:quinone oxidoreductase, putative. The transcript has 7 exons. Gene Ontology annotation, molecular function: sulfide:quinone oxidoreductase activity; FAD binding. Bases 1 to 1287 code for a protein of 428 amino acids. Gene Ontology annotation, cellular component: mitochondrion. NCBI's taxonomy places the organism in Eukaryota, Metazoa, Arthropoda, Insecta, Psocodea, Pediculidae. The record is from RefSeq and is a predicted model, not a curated record.